AUGUCCUCAUCCUCUCCCCAUAAAGGCGUCUGUCUGUGUGGCAAUGUCGAGUUCGAAGUCCACGGCAAGCCCGUCACCAAUGUCUUAUGCCACUGUGUCAACUGUCAGAAGUCCAGUGGCUCGUCUUUCCAGGCCAAUUAUUUCUAUGAAGCCAAACAAUUCACCCUAGUCAAGGGUAAAGAAAGUAUCACCGACUAUCAAGACAAAAAUACCGAUGCGGGAUAUACCGUUGUUCGCUCCUUCUGCAGCAAUUGUGGUUCAAACCUGUACACAAUCAACCUCGACAAUCCUGCGGUCAAGGAUUUCAUUAUUGUGAUGACGGGUUGUCUUGACGAGCAAGCGAGGGCCGAAUUUGAACCAAAGCAAGAAUACUAUUGUAAGCGACGUCAAGUAUGGUGUCCGUUAAGCCCGUCAAGUCAAAAGAUUCAAGCCAUGGUAUAG
Capronia coronata CBS 617.96 is the source of this 441-nucleotide messenger RNA. RefSeq lists its product as uncharacterized. The record is from RefSeq and is a predicted model, not a curated record. Gene Ontology annotation, molecular function: carbon-sulfur lyase activity. NCBI's taxonomy places the organism in Eukaryota, Fungi, Ascomycota, Eurotiomycetes, Chaetothyriales, Herpotrichiellaceae. Bases 1 to 441 code for a protein of 146 amino acids. The transcript is spliced from 2 exons.